ACAGUGCCUGGAACGUUAAAUAUCUGUUAAAUAUGUGCCUGGAACGUUAAAUAUUUCCAUUGGUUCAGAAGCCCCAUGGCCAGGGGCUUCUGCACCAAUGGAAAUAUUCUCCUCUUGGGUCUCUGGAGCUUCUGUUAUCUGAACGAAGUGUCUGCUGGCCACAUCCUAUCUCAAUAUAUGCUGCUUGCCUGGAAGCAAGCUCAGCUGGUCCCUCCAGGGCAGGUGAGCCUAUCUUAGGGGGAAGACUGGGAGCUUCAGAGCCAACAGUAGAGCCAGCUGAAUGAUCCAGCCUUCUAAGCAGCUUAGCCUAGCACUCCACAUCCAUUAAGAGUCAGUGUGGGGUGAGAAGUGGAGUCAGAAAGAGUGAGAAAAAUGUGCGUCCUGAAAGGCAAGGGACUCCAAAGCAUUUCAAGGAGGGGGUAAUAGAGUAUCAUACACUGAAGGGAGGUCAAGAAAUCUAUGAAUCGGAAAAUGUACAUGUCUUUUUAGAGGAGCGAAAUUUUUUAAGUGUCCUUUAGAUUUAGGCACAUGGGAUAAUCUUAAAGUGACAAAUUGGGCGGAGUUUGGUGGAGGUGGCAAUCAGAGGUAAAGCGGAUGGACAUCAGGAUAAGAUGGCGAGAGUAAAGGAGCAGUCUGAUGAGCACCUCCAGGGCACGUGUGAUAAUCACGGCCGUCCCUCCCAAGUGCUGGGACUGCGCUAGACAUGGUUACUAAUGGUUACUAAUUACUUGGAUAAUUGGGGCUUCUCGUCCCGAACACUGCGUUGGCCAAAUGCCGGGAGCUUGGCCCGCGGAUUCAGGAAAGGGUCAGGAAAGGGGGUGGGGCUCGUGCGAACUGGCGUGAAAGCGGAAGGACUAGAAGUCCUAUCACGCAUCGGGUCAGUUGCCGCAAGAAUCCGCCCUCCAGUGCCAGGCGCUCGAUUGCGCUUCCUACGGCAGCCCAGGGGCAAACGUCUCAGGCACCCGCCCAAUAUGGCCUCUGCUGGCGCCAAAGUGGGUGUGGUUCUCGGAAAGGCCCCGCCCCCAGAACGCUUCUCCAAUGGGGGCCGCCCUCGUGUCCAUGGCGACGGCGGCGGCGGCAGCCUGCUUGCUUAAGGCGGCGCCGCCGGGAUCUCCAAGAUAGAAUCUAAGAGGAUGGAGCCAAGUACCUGUAAGACCAGCGAAUCAGAGGAAAACUAUGGUGAAGAAGAGGAAUCCGAGGAGUGUGUUAAAGGGGAAGCUACCAUCCCUUCUAACCCUUCUCAGCAGGCACUCUCAAAGCUGACUAAUGCAUUUAGGAAUAGAGUUCCUUUAUCCAUUGUAGCCAAGAAAAUACCAAAGAAAAUCAUAACCCCAGCUGACCCAGAUGAAUUAGAAGUUGGGAGAAAGAGAAGGUGGAAACACAGACCCCUGGCCAUCAAUCUGACCAACUGCAAGUAUGAGAGUGUGCGUCGGGCAGCCCAAAUGUGUGGCCUGAAGGAGGUGGGGGAGGACAAAGAGUGGACUGUGUAUUGGACAGACUGCUCUGUCUCACUGGAACGCAUCAUGGACAUGAAGAGGUUUCAGAAAGUCAACCACUUCCCUGGCAUGACAGAAAUCUGCCACAAAGAUCUGCUGGCUCGGAACCUCAGCCGCAUGCAGAAACUCUAUCCUACUGAGUGCAACAUCUUCCCGUGCAUCUGGUGCCUCCCUGCAGAAAUGUCUCAGGGGGAUGGAAUGACCACUGUAUUAUUACUUUUCCCUGGUGGGUUUGCAUGCUCUCAGCCCUUCCUCAUUGAUGGCUUCAAGUUUGACAUGCGAAUGUAUGUCCUGAUCACACCCUGUGACCCUCUUCGGACCUCCAUGUAUGAGGAGGGCCUGGCCAGCUUUACCACCAUGCCCUACGUGGAGCCCAGCCACAGCAACCUGGAUGACCCCUGCAUGCACCUGACCAACUAUGCCGUCAACAGACACAAUGAGAAUUUUGUCCGGGAUGAUGCUGUGGGCAGUAAGAGCUACCGAACCUGUUUUCCCCAGAAUCUGAGUGGAGGUACAUGUGCCUGUUUUGAGAUCCUCGGUUUUGACAUCUUGCUGGACCACAAGCGGAAGCCCUGGCUGCUGGAGGUAAACUACUCUCCAAGCUUCACCACCGACUCACACCUUGAUUGAGAAGUGAAGGAUGCACUUCUCUGUGAUACCAUGACCCUUGUCAACCUCCAGGGUGACAAAAGAAAGGUGACAGAAGAGGAUAAGUGGCGAGUCAAGGAGCGGCUUUUCCAGUGCCACCAACAGCCAAGAGAAGCCAGGGGCCUCAGGUGUUUGACGUGUGUUUAGUUGUGUAACUUACCUUAUUACUUUCCUGAGAGUAAAAGUCCUUCUCUAGAUGGAGAAGGCAGUCUGGGGUUGAUUAGCUAUUAAAAACAUUUUUUUUGCAUCGAUAAUACACCACAUAUCAUAGAUAAGUGAUGCAUUAUCUAUGCAAAUUCCAAAGACACAGUGAAUAGUCUCUCCUACCCUCCUCCUCCAGCUACUCAGUUUUCCUCCCUGGAGCCAAUCAAUGUUCCCUGGGUCAUGUGUAUACUUUCACAAACAUUUAAUGCACAUAUAUACAUGUAUUUAUAUAAAUUGUUUUCUCCCUUUACCCAGAAAAUAGCAUAACUUUCACACUGUCUGUAUCCUACUUACCAAUGCAUUUUACAGCUAUUUAUGCAUUUUAUAGCUAUUUCCUAUUAGCAUGUAAGGAACUUUAUGGGGUUUGUUCUUUUUUUUUUUUAUUUUCAACAAAGCUCCUCUAGAAACCAUUACCUAAGAAGGUUUAUAAUUAUGAAACAGAAAACAGUUUAGUCAUUCAAUAAUAGGUUAUUGUUUAAAUCAGUAGUUUACCCACUGUUGUUUUAAUUGUAAGAUGGGUUACAAACAUGGUAAUGUGUUGCUGAUACUCAAUUAUAAUUUGUUAAUAAUAAAAAUGAACUUGAGUGGAGUGAGGAUUAUUCUUGUAAUAGUAUCACUCUUCA
This is a messenger RNA of Delphinapterus leucas (beluga whale), 2971 nucleotides long. NCBI's taxonomy places the organism in Eukaryota, Metazoa, Chordata, Mammalia, Artiodactyla, Monodontidae. The record is from RefSeq and is a predicted model, not a curated record.